Drosophila erecta is the source of this 4272-nucleotide messenger RNA. RefSeq lists its product as uncharacterized. The transcript has 4 exons. The record is from RefSeq and is a predicted model, not a curated record. Lineage: Eukaryota; Metazoa; Arthropoda; Insecta; Diptera; Drosophilidae. Bases 393 to 3965 code for a protein of 1190 amino acids.
UUAGGUUUGUUUUCUGAAGAAAAUUAUAGAGUAUCGGACCGAACUAGUUAUAUACACUUCGUAGAGAAAACUUCGGCUUGAAGCCGAAGGGGCAGCCAUGUUGAAUUUUUGGCCUAGCUGUCAUUCUCGGGUGAAAAAAUCUUUUUCACAUUUCGACGAGAUUUGCUGCAAAGCAAAUAUUAAUAUUUUUGCCGGUUGGCCAACUAGUAUAAAUAUAAACCCACAUCGCGUGCAGCCCUUUGUUAUUGUUGUUGCCAAACAUACAUAUACGCGAUUAGCGCGCCGCUUUUCUCUGCGACGGCAGCAGAAAAUCGUGAAUUUAUCGCUUUGGAGCGAAAAUUGCUGCGGAUCCUAAGGCGCCAGACCCAGAGCCCGGAUACGGAACAGAAAUCAUGAGUAGCAGUACGCCGGGGAGCGAAGGUGCCCUGACGAAGGUAGCGACGCCUUCGCCAUCGCCACUGGCCAAAAUGGAAGCGGAUUUUACGAGCUCCAAGUUCGAGAUGCACCCCUCGCUUUCGGACGAGGAACGCCGCUUCUACAUAAAGAUGUACCCCAACGUGGAUCUGGUGAACCAGCGAAGGGUGCACUGCACCGUAUGCAAACUCCACCUGGGCACAGCCCCCGCCGCCGAAAGCAACAUCAAGAUGCAUCCCAUAUUGAGGGUGACGCACUGCGUCAAGUGCCACGAUUUCUACAACAGCGGCGAGUUCUCCAAGGGCGAGGAUGGCUCUGAGCUGUACUGCCGCUGGUGCGGACAGGGUGGCGAGGUAUACUGCUGCUCCACAUGCCCGUACGUCUUCUGCAAGUCGUGCAUUGUGAAGAAUCUUUCCAAGGGCGUCAUCGUGGACAUCGAGCAAAACGAGCACUGGAACUGCUUCAGCUGCACCUCCAAGAUCCUCUGGCCACUGCGCGCCCAGCACUGGGCGCUGGUCAACUACCUUCAGACGCAGAAAAGAGCCCUGCAGACCCUACAGCUUCCCGAGGUGGAGGCCCGACGCCAAAUGCUGAAGGAUAACAGUAACUGCUGCCGCCUGGCCAAGUCGAAAACUAGCAGUUUAUCCGACUCCAUGGAGAGCUUGGAGUCCAAUGUCUCCAAGCGCAGUCAGGGCAGCUCAGGCUCGAGUAAACGAGGAUCCUUGCCCAAAACGAUCCCUUCGGGACCGCCAGCCAAACGUUCAAAAGCUUCCAACGACGAGGUGGUCUGCACACCGGAUUUGCUUAGCAUGCUGGAGCCGGAUUGCCAGCUCUCUGUAACCCCCAAAGCAACUGGCCGUCAGUCGGUGCCAGCGGCGAGUAUCACAACCACUCCGAGAAUUGUUACCGUCCAGCAGAACUACCAACCGGGACCAAGUUCCAGUAACAGCAGCAGCAAUGGAAGCACAAGUGGUUCUUCAUCGGUGCCACCGCCACGUAGUAGCCUGCCACCUCCUCUGGUGCUCAGUGGAUCUGGAAUCCGCUACCGCCAAAAUGCGCCUGGUGGGGUCUCAGGUGUGGUGCGUCGCACUGUAGUCCCCAACUCGGUGAAGACCACUGGGCCAGUCUUUCACACUAUCAAUGGGUUCAAAGUGGAUUUGAAUAGCGCUGCACAACAGGAUUCCUACCGCCUGCCCAACGGUCGACUGAUUCAAGUUAAACGUCAGCUACCCCAGGCCACUCAGCCGGCACCAGCACCACCACCAACACCACCAACACCGCCUGCCUUGGUCGUUCCUCAAGUGGGACCGGGUGUGGUUAUCCGACCGCGCGCUCCGGUUACGUCUAAUAGGCCUUCACUGCAUAUCAGCACAUACGGCUCUAACAUGGGCAUCUAUAACCCGCAGACGAACCAGCAGCAGCGGGCUCCGCAUGUACGAGUUGGAAACGCCAAUCCAGCUCCUCCACCGCUACAAGGUCCUCCGCCCAACGUCAAUGGCGGUCAAACUCUCAUGAUUACUCCAGCACCUCCACCCCCGCCUAAGGUUCCAACUUUGGUACGCCACACCUUCCCAAACACGCCAAUGGGACAGGCACGGGCGCAGCUGCAGGAGCAAAUCUUUAGCGCCAUGGACAUCUGCACACACCUCACCGGCAAAGUGGUAUCCCUUACCCACUCGAACGCCUACAACCAAGUGCGCAGUUAUCUGGAACUGAAGGAGCUAUACAUCCACAUGUCUUAUUUGAUGACCUAUGCGAUUGGGCGGUUCAAGAACUUGCAGGAGAAAUGUUUGGUGGACAUGCGAGAGAAGGGCUUCAAGAAUGACGCCAACAGUCUGGAGAAUGGUCAACUAGCUGCUGAUAAACAAGCCAGCGAUGACGAAGAUAACGAAAUCGAGAUUGUGGAGCCCAAAACGGACACCAUCACCAUUGAUUCGGACAACGACGAUGACACGCCUUCCACCUCGACCGCCACCCAACAGCCUCAACAAGCUGCUAUUAUGAAAAUAACAUCUGUGACAUCGGCGGCGCCGAAAAAAGAACUGCAAGAGAACAACCAGGCCGACAUCGACGUGGCUGCAUUCAGCUCCACGAUAUUGGCCAGCCUGCUGGAAGUGGAGGUCAACGAAGGCGCCAGCGAGCCAAAGCCUGUCUCUCCUGGACAAAAAAAGCAGCCACGCAAGAAGACGACAAAUAAGCCAAACCCGGCACUUUUGCAAUUGGAACGUCAACGCAUGGAGGACAUGAAGAAAUCCGAUGCCAAGCUGAAAAUGAAGGUCAUGGUCAAGCUGAAGCGAGCUGAGGAUGAGUUCGAAGUGGCGCGAAAAUGGGUUGAGGAAUGCAGGAAACGAGAGCAGGAAUUGGCCACCAAUGACGCAAAACCAUCAAACGUAACACAAACGCCAGUAAGUGAAAGUCAGAAAAUUUCCGAAAAGGGAUCUUCACCCAAAAAAGAGAGCACAAAGGAACACGGUGAGGUUGAUAAGGAAAAAUCCAAGAACAAGGAAACAAUCGGAGAUAUACUAAAAGCGGCAAUAAAAGCCAAAAUUGGCGAAAACGAGAAAAUCCUGGAGGAAGAUCAAGUGCCAGUGGAUGAAAAUUUAACAGAAAUACCCACUGAUCCAGAAAAGAACAAAGCAACAGGUAUAGAAACAGUUGCAGACAAAGAACAAAAUUUAACAAAAGGAAACAUUGUGAAGGGAGAAAGUAAGGAUGAAUCUCGAAAGGUGUCAAAAAAUGAUCAGAAAACCGAUUGUAAAGAAGAUUCAGGAGCUGAAAUGGUAUCGGGAAAAGAGGAUGGCUGCGGGACCGAAAAGGGACUAGAAAAAGAACAAGGUGAUACUGAAAAAAUGGAAGAUGAAAAUGGAGAUUCUGAAACAUCUUCUGAAAAUCCUACUUUAAUUGGGGAGGACGAAAAGAAGCUCCUCAAGGAAGGUAAUGAAAACAAAUCGCAAGAAUCUGAAAAGGUAGUGGUACUGGCACAGAUUGGUGGAGAAGCUUCCGCAAUAGCCCCAGCUAAAGCUGCAGAAGAAGAUGCCGAAGAACCUAAGGAUGCAGGUGCGGAGAAAGAAAAUUCGACUUCAGACGAUUUAAUCAUAGUUGAAACCUUGAACACUUCCAAACAAAUUGAUCAGUCUUCCGCAGGGGAACUCAUGGAAUGCAUGGACGUUACCGAACUUGAUGAAGCACCCAAAGAACUACUAGAUUGCGCUCUAGACGAAGUCAUUGCCAUGGAAGGCAUAGAGCUGAGUGUAGCAACGGAGGAGCUGAUGAAAGCAUUGGACAGUUCCAGCGGCCUGGCUUCCGAAAAUACAAACAAUAAUGAGACUGAUUUGGAUGCGAAUGAUUUUAUUGAAAAUCUCCCACUCGAAACAACGGAGCCACCCGAGAUCCUCUUGAAGGAGGAUGAGAGCAAGGCGGAAUCGCUGACUGAGAUUGGACUUCUCGAAACACCCAGCCCCGCCGAAAAUUGUGACACAGAAUUCGGAUCCACGCUUGAAGCAAAUGACUCUGCACCAGACGAGCCCGCCACGGCGCAGAUUGUUGGCUAGUUUGUGGUGAUCAUUUGAGGUCCCGCCGCAGAAGAAUCUUAGCUGUGGACCUCAAAACCUGCCAUUUAGUAUUUGUGCUGGAAUUGAAUGCAAUCAAAAAUAGCACAAUCCUUUUUUGUAUGUAAAUACUUUGAUCUGUUUCUCAUUGAAAAAAUUAUUGUUUUCUGCAUAAGGAAUAGUUUUUAUUUUAGAUAUUCACAUCAUUGAACCGCGUAUUCUUGAGAAUAUAAGUCGGGCACGUUAAUUGUUAAUAGCUUUCAAAUAAAAUUCUUUUGUACAAACCAAAUAAAAUUGACACAUCUGAAGG